Pneumocystis jirovecii RU7 is the source of this 507-nucleotide messenger RNA. RefSeq lists its product as uncharacterized. Bases 1 to 507 code for a protein of 168 amino acids. The transcript is spliced from 9 exons. Gene Ontology annotation, molecular function: ubiquitin conjugating enzyme activity. The record is from RefSeq and is a predicted model, not a curated record. Gene Ontology annotation, biological process: proteasome-mediated ubiquitin-dependent protein catabolic process; protein polyubiquitination. Lineage: Eukaryota; Fungi; Ascomycota; Pneumocystomycetes; Pneumocystales; Pneumocystaceae.
AUGGUAAAUUAUCCAAGUGAAACAAUUUUGAAACGCCAGUUAAAGGAGAUUCAAAAACAUCCUAUUCAGGGUUUUUCUGCUGGGCUUAUAGACGAUAAUAAUGUGUAUGAGUGGGAAGUUCUUAUUAUUGGUCCUGAAGAUACUUUAUAUGAGGGGGGAUUCUUUAAAUGUCAAUUAUCAUUUCCUUUGGAAUAUCCUCAUCUUCCACCAAAAAUGAGGUUUAUUACUGAAUUAUAUCAUCCCAAUGUUUAUGCAGAUGGUCUUGUAUGUAUAUCGAUUCUUCACCCUCCUGGAGAAGACAAGUUUGGGUACGAAGAUGCAUCAGAACGAUGGAGAGCUGUUCAUACACCUGAAACUAUUCUUCUUUCUGUUAUUUCUAUGCUUUCUAGUCCUAACUUUGACAGUCCUGCCAAUAUUGAGGCUGCAAAACAUUGGAGAGAUGAUCCACAAGGAUUUAAAAAGAAAGUGAGAAGAUUAGUUCGUCAGAGUGCUGAAAAUUUUGAAUGA